Exserohilum turcica Et28A is the source of this 1590-nucleotide messenger RNA. RefSeq lists its product as uncharacterized. The transcript is spliced from 5 exons. The record is from RefSeq and is a predicted model, not a curated record. Bases 1 to 1590 code for a protein of 529 amino acids. Gene Ontology annotation, molecular function: heme binding; oxidoreductase activity, acting on paired donors, with incorporation or reduction of molecular oxygen; iron ion binding. NCBI's taxonomy places the organism in Eukaryota, Fungi, Ascomycota, Dothideomycetes, Pleosporales, Pleosporaceae.
AUGGAUGCGUUGAAGUUUCCUCGCCUUUUGAGUGCAGUCUGGACCAUUGCCCUGGCCAUACAUCGCCUGUACUUCCACCCUCUGAAGUCACACCCAGGGCCUUUCUUCGGGCGUAUCAGUGACUUCUACAACACAUACCACAUCUUUGCCAAAGAUGAGGCACAGAAUUUUCACAGGCUGCAUGAGCGCUAUGGGCCCGUUGUUCGCUACGGGCCUAACAGGCUCAGCAUCGCUACACCUGGCGCCGUGAGGAUGCUCUACACCAACAGUCGCUACACUCGCAAGGCUGACAGCUAUCUUGCCUUUCCACGGGAUCCCACGAAUGCGAGUCUCUUCUCGAGCAUCAACAAAGAAGUACAUGCUCGCAAGCGCCGCGUUUUGCGCUACGGCUUUUCGGACAGUGCCCUAAAAGAGGCGGAAGUGACUAUCAAAAGAUAUGUUGCCAUUCUCUUGCGUUGCCUUGAGCACCUUCCCGACGACCAUGCACAUGGAUGGACUGUCGACGAGAAAAAAUCGACGGGGCAGUGGAGCACUCCAAAGAACUGGGCGGAAUGGAUCAACAGGUAUUCAUUUGAUCUUUCAACCGAUCUUUCCUUGAGCGAGUCUUUCGAUAUGAUGCGGCUUGGCGAGAGGAGGCAUUUUGCGGAUCUGAUUCACGAAAAUAUGUGGGCUGAGAAUGUGACUGGCUCCUCACUCACACUCAUGCACCGCCUUGGUCUGCGCAACCUGUUACUAUCACGAUGGGUGCGAACCAGCAAGCCGUUUGACGACUUUGUCGAGCGUGCAGCGGCCGCACGGAUCGAACAGACUACCACAGGAGUCGAGCUGGGCAAGAAGGACUUCAUGACCUGGCUCACAAACAACUCCAAUGUGCAUGAGGAUGUUUCAAUGGACGAGAUCAAGGAAGAAGCUAUAUUGCUAAUCACAGCCGGCGGCGAUACUACCUCUACGACCAUUUCAUCGGCCAUGUACUAUCUCCUCCAUGAGCCUGGAAAGCUAGAAAAGCUACAAGCUGAAAUCCGCCGGACCUUCUCCCGUGUAGAAGACAUAUGCCUGGGCAGUGCGCUGAAUUCCUGCACGUACUUGCGAGCAUGCAUCGAAGAGGCUUUACGCAUAUCACCACCAGCUGGUUCCGUACUCCGACGCGAGGUGGAAGUGGGCGGGGUAAAUGUCGAUAACCAGUACAUUCCUGGAGGCACAAAUGUCGGUGUCCCUGUAUCGGCCAUGCAUCACGACGCAAGCUACUUCCCUUCACCGUUGAAGUUCCAACCCGAGCGCUGGAUCCCCGGCUCUGUACUCGCAGACGGCACAGAGGUUACGCCCGAGUUUGUCAAGCGUGCUUAUAGUGCAUUCUUGCCGUUCAGCGCGGGAACAAGAGGAUGCAUAGGCAAGCCGCUGGCGUACCAUGGCAUUUCGAUUCUCUAUGCGACCAUGUUGUUUCAGUAUGACAUUCGUCUGUCCCGCGAGAGGUGGGCAAAUGGGCACCGCAGCGGUCUGGGACCAGAUCCGACCAUGAAGUAUGAGCUUGAGGAUAUUUUCACGUCAUGGAAGAACGGUCCGCUGGUUGAAUUCAAGGCCAGACAUGCUUGA